This is a messenger RNA of Elephantulus edwardii (Cape elephant shrew), 294 nucleotides long. It is a transcript of the gene AKAP19, whose product is annotated as chromosome unknown open reading frame, human C2orf88. The coding region runs from base 1 to 294 and encodes 97 amino acids. Gene Ontology annotation, molecular function: protein kinase A regulatory subunit binding. The record is from RefSeq and is a predicted model, not a curated record. The transcript has a single exon. Lineage: Eukaryota; Metazoa; Chordata; Mammalia; Macroscelidea; Macroscelididae.
AUGGGCUGCAUGAAAUCAAAGCAAACUUUCCCAUUUCCUCCUACAUUUGAGAAUGAGAAGCGCCAUCCAAGUGAAGAAGCCUUUAUGCCAGAGACAUUUCUACCAAAGAUGCCUUCUCCCGUCAUCAGAGAGGAAACAAAGAUACAGCCAGUGACCAAUCCUGUGAUCCUUGAAUAUGCACAACAUCUAUCCGAGGAAAUCCUGAAUGAUGCUAUGCAGCAAUGGGCAUGCAAUAACAUCAAAUACUCCGACAUCCCAUAUAUCGAAAGUGAGGGGCCUGAUGUCGUAGGGUGA